ACCCACACAGCCCCCGCAAGUUGCAUCCUCCGACACCUGGCUCUUCCACCGGCGAGCCGGAUCCCCGAGCCGAGAUGGAAGGAGGAGGAGGCGCCGCCGCCGCCGCCGCCGCCGGGGAUUCCGUGCCUCGCCCUCAUCUCCGACCAGCAUCUCAGGCACCACGACUUCUUUAGCAUUACAGGACGUAGUCUGGUGAGGAUUCAUUGAGAAUGGCCAGUUUUUAAGCAGAGUGACCCCCUGAGCAACAGUUUGGGCAUGGAUUCCGAAUCCUGCACUCGAGCCUUCUCCCAGGCCCGAGUAUAUCUUGAGCAAAUCCGAAGCCGGGUUGCACCAGGGGGCGUUGACGCGCACGGAACUGGGAAGCGUGACUACCUGGUGGACGCGGCCAAGCAGAUCCGCCUGGCUUUGGAGCGGGAUGUGAGCGAGGACUACGAAGAAGCUUUCAACCAUUACAAGAAUGGCGUGGAUGUGCUGCUCAACGGGGUUCAGGUGGAUCCUAAUAAGGAGCGCCGUGAAGCUGUGAAGAGGAAGAUCACCCAGUACUUGAAACGUGCUGAAGAGAUCUUCAACUGCCAUCUGCAACGAACUCUGGGAAAUGGAAGCUCCACUGAAACGGGUUACAGCAGCCUUCGCUUUCGGCCAAUUAGGACACUCAGCGCACCAGUGGAGAACCUGAGGCACUGUAAGGUUGUAGGAAUAAUUGACAAGGUACAGAUAGUGCAGGACCCUGCUACUGGGGGAACCUUUAUACUGAAGAGCCUCCCCAAAUCGCACGUGGAGACCCGUGAAAGGCAGACAAUCAUCCCACAUGGAAUCCCCUUUAUGGUUGAAUUGCUGUGCUACUCUGUAAGUGAGGACUCUGUCUUCCUCCACCUGGAGCACGUGAAAGGGGGGACCCUCUGGUCCCAUCUGCGCUCACAGAAUAGUUUCCAUCAUAAAUCCUCCAGCACCUCCAAUACAUUGAAUGCAAAGCUCAGCUUGGUCUUGAAUCACACCAGUGAAGAAGCGGUCACAGGAAACCCUCAAGAAGCCGAUUCUGUGUCCCAGCAGAGCUGCAAUUUCUGCCCUGAAAACAGCGCUAGCCAGAUCCCUACUGCUGUAAAUCGCCAUCUGUUCAGAAGUGGUGACCCCUCUUUGCCUCGGAAGAAGUCCCUUGACCAUAUUCAUGUGAGAACAUCAAGUAACGAGAAGUGGCAUGUUGGACCUGCAGUUGGACCAUGGGGCAUUAUUGGAGGGAAGCAUUUAAGUGCAACACACACUUUGUCUACACAAUCUAAUUUAAAACCAGCGCACUGGGGGCAUCGCUGCUUGGUCAACCAAAGGACUUUCAGGUCGUGUGACUCACUUAUCAGAACUGAUAGCAUCAGCAGCAUAUCUGAGAGAGCUACCACACAGCAGGAGCCAAAACCACAUGCAGGGGAGAGAUCUAGCCAACGUGUCUCAGAGACAGGAAGAGGAUGUAUGUCAAAAACAGAAGCUCCAUGUCACCGAAUAGCACAGCUUGCGCAUUCUCCAGCUGGCCAAAGACAGGUGCAUCCUGGAAUUCUUCAGCAGAACCCGUGUGGUCAGGAGAACCAACAGAAUGUGACACAAAUGAAAGAAGGGAGCCUUUUGCAGGAAGAGUUGACUGCUGAGCAUAAACAGCACAUAAACCAGCUGGCACCAAGGCAAUAUGGGUCUGCAACGCACCAGGCUGCACACAGGGACAGCCUUGGGGCCUGGGAUGUAAGUGAGGACCAGAUCCAACUUUGGGCAGCUGAACUGGUUUUGGCUUUGGAGGGUCUCCACCAGCAGGGGAUCCUAUGCCAGGACCUCAACCCACGAAACCUACUGCUGGAUGAUACUGGUCACAUCCAUCUCACAUACUUUGGCCAGUGGACCGAGGUGGAACCACAGUGUUGCAAUGAGGCGCUGGAAGACUUAUACUGUGCUCCAGAGGUGGGUGGAAUUUCUAAGCUGACCGAAGCUUGCGACUGGUGGAGCUUUGGGGCGCUGCUCUACGAGUUACUGAGUGGAACUUCUUUAGCCCAGAAUCACCCCUCAGGGAUUCAUCCUCACACCAAGGUUCAUCUUCCAGAAAAGCUCAGCCAGUCUGCUUCAUCCCUAGUCUCCGAGCUGCUGCAAUAUGAUCCCAAGCAACGUUUAGGCUCUGGCGAAGAGGGAGUGAACAGGAUCAAGGCACACCCUUUCUUCAGCACCAUCCAAUGGAACAAGUUAGUUGCAUAAUAAGAACCAAAGAGAUUUGGGGGAUGGUGUGGAGCUGUGCUUCCAGAGUGCAGCACCCGGCUGUUUUAACUGCUGGAUUGUGUCCCUGCCAGAUGGAAAACCCAAAUCCUUCUAGAAGCACUUGCCUCCUGAAUAAAUAAAUAAAUAAAUAAAUAAAUAAAUAAAUAGCCCGGGUCUUGUGGACCUGGGUGGUGCCAAUAGCGCUGUUGCUCAGGGGGAAAAUCCACAGAGCUUGGCUGUAGAUUUUUCAGCUUUGAGUUGCUCCUAUUCUGCUUCCUAGCUAUAUGCCAAUAGCAGCUAAAGGGAUCAAAUUCAGCUUUGGAAGAUUUAGCCUGCUGGAGUUAACCUUCAAAGCAUGAACAAAGAUUAUGAGCAUCUUGUAAGGCUGACGUAGCCAGCAUCCUCCCUUCCACAUGUUGCUGGACUCCAGCUCCCACCAUCCUCAGUCAGCAUGACCAGAAGUCAGGGAUGAUGCCAGACAGCUCUUCUGAGCAGUUGGAAGGCGUCAUGUUGGCUACCCCUGCAAUAGAUUCACAGAAUUGUAGAGGUGGAAGGGACCACAAGGGUUCCAACCCCCUGCAAAGCAGGAAACUUUUGCCCAACAUGGGGCUGGAACCCAUAACCCUAAGAUU
Molecule: messenger RNA, 2858 nt
Organism: Podarcis raffonei (Aeolian wall lizard)
Lineage: Eukaryota; Metazoa; Chordata; Lepidosauria; Squamata; Lacertidae
Gene: RPS6KL1
Product: ribosomal protein S6 kinase like 1
Exons: 11
Coding region: 256-2226 (656 amino acids)
Biological process (GO): protein phosphorylation
Molecular function (GO): ATP binding; protein kinase activity
Source: RefSeq, a predicted model, not a curated record